Messenger RNA from Lutra lutra (Eurasian river otter), 1255 nucleotides. RefSeq names its product zinc finger DHHC-type palmitoyltransferase 4 (gene ZDHHC4). Gene Ontology annotation, cellular component: Golgi apparatus; endoplasmic reticulum. Gene Ontology annotation, biological process: protein targeting to membrane; peptidyl-L-cysteine S-palmitoylation. The coding region runs from base 170 to 1201 and encodes 343 amino acids. Gene Ontology annotation, molecular function: protein-cysteine S-palmitoyltransferase activity. The record is from RefSeq and is a predicted model, not a curated record. Lineage: Eukaryota; Metazoa; Chordata; Mammalia; Carnivora; Mustelidae. The transcript has 7 exons.
AUCCAGCCUUCUAGAAGAAUCAUGCCUCCUGCAGCUUUGAGUGCCACCUGUUGCGCCAGGCACACGCCGCUGCACACGAGGAGAUGCCGUUUGAAUUCUCCGUGAAUGUUGGGAGGAGGAAUGCCCGAGCUGCCGGUAGAAAAUUAUCCAAACGGGAAAUAUCCCCAGGAUGGACUUCUUGGUUCUCUUCUUGUUCUACGUAGCUUUGGUGCUGAUUGGUGUUGUUAUGAUUUGCAUCUGCUCCAAAACCCGUUACCUGAAAGGCCUGGUCAGAGGGGGAGCACAGAUAAUUUCCUAUAUAAUUCCAGAAUGCCUUCAGAGAGCUAUGCUAAAAUUGCUUCAUUACCUCUUCCAUACACGAAACCACAUCUUCAUUCUCCUGCACCUUGUCUUGCAAGGGAUGGUUUACAGUGAAUACACCUGGGAAGUAUUUGGCUACUGUCGGGAGCUGGAGUUUCCCUUGCAUUACCUUCUUCUGCCCUACCUGCUGCUGAUUGUAAACCUGGUGUUUUUCACGCUCAGCUGUGUGAGCAACCCUGGUACCAUAACAAAAGCAAAUGAGUUAUCAUUUCUUCAAGUUUAUGAAUUCGACGAAGUGAUGUUCUCAAAGAAUAUGAAGUGCUCUACUUGCAAUUUAAGGAAACCAGCGCGAUCCAAGCACUGCAGUGUGUGUAAUAGGUGUGUGCACCGUUUUGACCAUCACUGUGUUUGGGUAAACAACUGUAUCGGGGCCUGGAAUGCCAGGUACUUCCUCCUCUACCUCUUGACAUUGACGGCCUCAGCUGGCACCAUGGCCGUGGUGAGCACUGUGUUUCUGGUCCAGUUGGUGGUGCUGUCGGACUUGUAUCUGGAGACUUACGUUGAUGAUCUGGGACACUUCCAGGUUGUUGACAUUGUCUUUCUCAUUCAGUACCUGUUCGUGACCUUCCCGAGGAUUGUCUUCAUGCUGGGCUUUGUCGUCAUGCUGAGCCUCCUCCUGGGGGGCUACCUGUGCUUUGCUUUGUACCUGGCUGCCACCAACCAGACCACUAACGAGUGGUACCGAGGUGACCGGGCCUGGUGUCAGCAUUGCCCCCACGCGGCCCGGCCCCCUUCAGCAGAGCCCCAGGUCUACCGGAACAUUCACUCCCAUGGGAUUUGGAGCAACCUCAGAGAGAUCUUCCUACCUGCCACUGCACAUUAUGAGAGAAAAAAAAACUAAGAAUGGGAAGUGUUACUGCCACUUAAAUAUAGUAUAAAUUCAUUUAUACAUAUA